GCGGGGCGGACGCGGCGCCUCGCGGCAUGGCGGCCCCGGCCAAGCGCGCGCGGGUAGGUGGCUGCCCGUCCGUCGCCGCGCCCUGCCCGGCCCCGAGGGUUGCCCGCGCGCCCCUGCCAGCUUCGGGCCCCGGGCGCGGCCACGUCACUUCCUUUUCCCCGCUGGCGGCGGCGGGGCCCAGCGGAGGCGAGCCCAGGGGCGACGCCGUGGCCGGCUUCCUGCGCUGGUGCGCCGGAGUGGGGCUGGAGCUGAGUCCCAAAGUGGCGGUGACCCGGCAGGGCACGGUGGCCGGCUACGGCAUGGUGGCGCUGGAGAGCGUGCAGCCCGGGGAGCUGCUGUUCGCCGUGCCGCGCUCCGCGCUCCUGUCUCCCCACACCUGUUCCAUCAGCGGCCUGCUGGAGCGAGAGCGAGGCGCCCUGCAGAGCCUGUCGGGGUGGGUGCCGCUGCUGCUGGCGCUGCUCCACGAGCUGCAGGCCCCAGCCUCACCCUGGAGCCCCUACAUCGCGCUCUGGCCGGAGCUGGGACGUUUGGAGCAUCCCAUGUUUUGGCCAGAGGAGGAGCGGCUGCGCCUUCUAAAGGGUACCGGUGUUCCGGAGGCGGUGGAGAAGGAUUUGGUGAACAUCCGUAGCGAAUACUAUUCCAUCGUCCUACCCUUCAUGGAGGCUCAUUCGGAUCUCUUCAGCCCCGCCGUUCGCUCCCUGGAACUCUAUCGCCAGCUCGUGGCCCUUGUGAUGGCUUAUAGCUUUCAAGAACCUCUGGAGGAAGAUGAUGAUGAAAAGGAGCCCAACUCCCCCUUGAUGGUGCCUGCUGCAGACAUACUAAACCACAUAGCCAAUCAUAAUGCCAAUCUAGAGUACUCUGCAGAUUCUCUCCGGAUGGUAGCUACUCAGCCCAUUCCUAAAGGUCAUGAAAUCUUCAACACAUACGGGCAGAUGGCUAACUGGCAACUGAUUCAUAUGUAUGGUUUUGCUGAGCCCUACCCUGACAACACAAAUGACACAGCUGACAUUCAGAUGGUGACAGUCCGAGAUGCUGCGCUGCAGGGAACAAAGGAUGAAACUGAAAGGCUGCUCUUGUGUGAACGCUGGGAUUUCUUGUGCAAACUCGACAUGGUAGGUGAAGAAGGAGCCUUUGUAAUUGGUCGUGAGGAGGUGCUGACUGAAGAAGAGCUAGCCACCACACUCAAGGUACUGUGCAUGUCUCCUGAGGAGUUUAGAGCCUAUGAAGAGCGGCCUGGCUGGGGAGAGGAAGAAAGGGAAGAGGACGGCUUGGCCAUCAUAAAUAUUCCCAAGCUCCAAGAGUCAUGGAGACAGCUCCUUCGAGACAGCAUUCUGUUGACCCUACAGACCUAUGCCACAGACUUAAAAACUGAGCAAGAUUUACUUGGUAAUAAGGAGGUCUAUGCCCAGCUCAGCUGGCGGGAACAGCAAGCCUUACAGAAUGUCACAAUUUGAUGCCAGAAGACACGAUGUUAUGCCCUGAUGCAAGAGCACGCCACCAACUGCCUAUCACAAGGUACUAGUUUAUGUACUUUGCACAAACCCAAGAAGUUCCAGACAAAAGUUUUCUCUUUCAUAUAUUUACACAAGUUCAAAAUGAUAUUCACAGCAUCUUCUAAAUUUUGGCCAAGAGUCAAAAAAAAAAUGCAUUUAAACUUUGGAACUUGCCCACACAGACAGGAGCCCAACCCCAGCAGUUGGUGGGGCAGACACCCAAGAACCAAGGGCUGGGAACGUCAGGAGGAGCUGGAAGGAUUCUUCAGUUUAUGAACUUGGUUCAGUGGGACCAAGGUUGAUGCCUCUGCAAGGGAAAUACAGUUCAUCUAACUGGCACCGGUCCCUUCCAUCACUUGCUGAGCCUGCUUCUGUCCCAUGCAGCACUGUGCAACAGACUGGAACAACCUGAAAAGUGGAGACAAGUAAAAAUUAACUUCAACAAAAUUUAGGCCUAAGGGUAUCAUGUGCAUUAGCUCUAACUGCCUUUUCACUCAGACCCAAAUAGAAGCAUUCUCUUCUGUCUCCCGCUAGGUAAUUAACUCAUUUUAAAACUCACUUUUCAAUCUCUGGGGCACAGUGUACAAAUUCAUGGUUCCAGAACUUGAAUGCUGGGUUUUUAAUCAGCUCAAUGAAGGUAAUAAGAAGACCCCAAGGAUGUGGCCUAUUUACAAUCAACCGUUCCAAGAGAACCCUAAAAUGGGGUAUAGAAGAGUUAGUUAAUACAUAAAGAAACAAAAUCACAACUACGCCUCCAUUGCCUUUAUUAAUCCACUUAGAAUUUUUAAACAUUUAGCAUAUGUAAAUGGGUGAAAUUCUUCCUACAUGUGACCUGCUAGUAGCAAAUUCUAUGUUCUCACACUUCCUAUUUCCUGGGGGCAAAAAGAAAAAAAAAAAAAGAUCAAGAGCAAAGCCUUUGCUGCAGCUUUAGACAUAAUUACAAACAAAAUGAUACACUGUUAUCCAAGCAUGCAAUAAAACACAGUUCAGUAUAUAUGAGGACCAUGGGUGCCAGCUAGUCCGGUGAAUAGGUAAAUUAGAGCUUCAAGGUAUGUGCACCCCAGUACAUUAUGCACCAAUUUCCUAUACAUAGUUUAAAAAGAAAGCAGAAUAUAACCUCUUAAGACCUUAAAAAAUGAAAUACAAACAAAGGAAAUCUGCAUUAUUCAAGAUUCAUGGCCAGUGCUACCACCAAGAAACUAAUGUUGCUUUUACCAUAAACUAGUCCACAGCUUUUCGGAGCAAACUACUGCCAGUAUCAACUUGUUUUAUAAUUCCUCAGACAUGGUUUUCUAGGAUAGUAAAGCGGGGAAUGCAUAGAA
Molecule: messenger RNA, 2815 nt
Organism: Meriones unguiculatus (Mongolian gerbil)
Lineage: Eukaryota; Metazoa; Chordata; Mammalia; Rodentia; Muridae
Gene: Setd6
Product: SET domain containing 6, protein lysine methyltransferase
Exons: 8
Coding region: 27-1454 (475 amino acids)
Biological process (GO): peptidyl-lysine monomethylation
Cellular component (GO): nucleus
Molecular function (GO): protein binding; protein-lysine N-methyltransferase activity
Source: RefSeq, a predicted model, not a curated record